AAUCACCAAGUGGCAGAGAAUACCAUUCUUUGCCCUAAGUACUCGGUUUGAUAACACGUAACCUUCGCCCGUACUGCUUUUGAGUUUGCAGGGGCUUCACUCACCAGCACAGCGCUGCACUGGUUUCAUUUGGAUUUGUACCAUUAUAAUCUAUCUCUGCCAGCAAGCAGCUCCUCCCACCUGUCUUCUGUAACUGCAACUAUCUGCAAACAUGCCUGAAGGAUACGACUACUUGUUCAAGUUGCUUCUAAUUGGUGAUUCUGGCGUCGGGAAGUCAUGUUUGCUCUUGCGGUUCGCAGAGAACUCGUUUACAGACAGUUAUUUGAGCACCAUUGGUGUGGACUUCAAAAUCCGCACGGUUGAAUUGGAAGGAAAGACGUUGAAACUUCAGAUUUGGGACACUGCAGGACAGGAACGGUUCCGUACUAUUUCGCAAGCGUACUACCGAGGUGCUCACGGUAUUGUCGUUGUUUACGACGUGACAGAUGGAGAGUCAUUUGAGAACGUCAAAGGAUGGCUUACUGAAAUUGAUCGGCAUGCGACCGAGACGGUCAAGAGGUUGCUAAUUGGCAACAAAUCCGACCUGGUAGACAGGAAGGUCGUUGGUUACAGUACCGCAAAGGAGUUUGCCGAUGAGAAACAAAUUCCAUUCCUCGAGACCUCGGCAAAGAAUUCAACAAAUGUUGAAGAAGCAUUUUUGACGCUUGCCAAAGAGAUUCGGGAGAGUAUCGAUUCGCAACCGGACGUCUCCUCCAGUUCCAACAAAGCAAGCACAGUCACUCCCGGACGUUCAUUAGACACGGAAGAAUCAUCAGGAGGGUGUGCCUGCUAAGUUCCAAGAUCCCCUCCGGUAUAUGUAUAACCCUAUACCUAUCCCACGUUCGUCCUUGUAUACCUGCAUUUAUAUAUUUCUGUUUUGUACUUCUUUAGCUUCUUGCCGACCGGACAAUAGGCGCUUAGGUCGAGUAG
Messenger RNA from Somion occarium, 969 nucleotides. The record is from the annotation of a GenBank genome assembly. Lineage: Eukaryota; Fungi; Basidiomycota; Agaricomycetes; Polyporales; Cerrenaceae.